AUGAGGAAAGAAGGUUACAAGAAAAAAACGGAUCCAACGGAAGAGUGGAAGGGAGCAACUAAAGAAGAAGCGAGAGAAGAAGGAGAUGAUGGUGAUGAUGAUGAUGAUGAUGAUGACGAAAAAGAAGACGACCACUACGGCAACGAAGACGAAGACAUAAAAGAAGACGAGUAUAAAUUGCGAGAAGGAAAGGAAAGAAGAAGCGAAAAUGCGUGA
Molecule: messenger RNA, 216 nt
Organism: Enterobius vermicularis (human pinworm)
Lineage: Eukaryota; Metazoa; Nematoda; Chromadorea; Rhabditida; Oxyuridae
Source: the annotation of a GenBank genome assembly